CCUCCUAUUACUCAUCAUGUUAACAUGACAAGAUACAACGGUGGGCUCUUUCUCGCUUGAGUGCAACCAGACAGUCAAUCGACCCUAUCUAAAGAGACUGACCACUUCCUUUGACCACCUGAACACCGGUACCUAGUUGAUAUUGAUUGCAGGUGAGGCGAGCAUAUCCAGUCUGCUUGGCGCCUGAUUAGCAGGGCAGCUUGGUCGCUGAGAAGUAGUCCGCCACUUGCAUUGCCCUCAACAGAAAAUGAUUUUAUCCUGGACGGAUUUUCUCUAUUCCUCGCUGGCAUGCUGGAGCUAGUCCGUUAUUGAGGUCAAGCAGUGGGCAUCUUCAUUAAAUAGUUAUCCGGCACCAAUUACGUUGCUGGAGCAAAGAAGAAGAACAUAACAGCGCUGCAAUGACUUAAUAAAUGAUAUUUUCUUGUGAUAAAACAUUUUGAACAGUUUUAUUGAUGAUCGGAGAGAACUUGAACAAUUAGCUCUUGCUUCUAGUAUCAGCAAGUUCGAUUUACGUGACGACCAAUUCUCGUUAUUUUCAGUUUGAACCAGGUUUGCAUCAGAACUGAUUUUGAUAUCGGUUGUGGACUAUGGAAAACAUCAUGGAAGGGAAAAGUAUCAUUGAUGAAAUACCAAUGCCGUAUGGGCACCUUAGUUCUGACUCUCUUAAGCGUUAUCAAAAUCAAGAUAUAGCUCAAAUAUACCACAGAGAACACGGUCGCAAUUGCCAUGUACAUUACGAUGAUGCGAAGGCAGAUGACUUUUCUAAAUCCAGCAAGUCAAGUUCAAGUUCAGAAACAAGCUCAGAAAACGGAGACUGUUACGAUGACAUGCGGCGGGACUACGAUCGUGACGACGACUCCAGUACGACCGUUGGUGGCACCUUGGUCAAAAGACGUUUCGCUGACGUCAAACCUCCCUAUUCGUACAUCGCAUUGAUCACAAUGGCGUUGGAAAGCUCCAAAGACGGAAUGAUGACGUUAAAUGAGGUAUACCAAUUUAUCAUGGACAAGUUCCCGUACUUUAGAGAAAACCAACAAAGGUGGCAAAACUCAAUUCGGCAUAAUUUGUCACUUAACGACUGCUUCAUCAAAGUUCCCCGGGCACCUGGCCGCCCAGGGAAGGGUAACUAUUGGGCCCUGCAUCCAUCGUGCGGGGAUAUGUUUAGUAACGGGAGCUUUCUCCGACGCGCUAAGAGGUUUAAAUUACACAAGAGUAAAAACGACCCAGCGGAGAUUCGGCAUAUCAACUCUUACAGCCAUUUUAAUCUCUGUAGCACCUAUCUUGGGUCCCCGUACCCAUCUCCUUAUGCUAGACAGCGUCAUCCAUACGCUCCAAUAUCAUCACCGCAUUCUCUCCGUCACACUGCCAAUGAUGUCGCCGAUACUCCAUGGUCAUCGGGGGUACCUUUCGAUGUUUUCACCCCAUCGCUAUCGGCGUUGUACAACUCGUCAUUAAACCAAUAUUUCCCCGUCAGCGCGCUCUCGUCACAUCUUGAUCUACCGGCACAUCAUCACCCGGCCGGUGCUGCGGCGGGACCCCCAGGCUAUGUCUCGAUACCCAGUCGAAGCCCAUACAACUCUCAAACGGCAGCACAUUACUUACACUUCAAUCGAAAACUUUCCUUAUGAUAAAGAAGGACGUACAGAAUUAAAUGUCAAACUUUGUGAAAUAUUCUUGCAAUUUACAAGACUGAGAAACCAAAAAUAGGCCUACUGCUGAAUAUUUACUGUGAAAUUGUUCUUCAUUCUGUAUUCACACUAUGAAAUUUAAUAUAAGAUGUUGAUUUGGAAUCCCGUCUGUUUUUAUUUAUUUCUUAAUAAUAUCCAUCCCCAAAAAAUAUCUUCCCCCACUAAAAGAAAAUACCAUUGGCCAAAAAACUGAAUAACAUGAACAAGUUGUAAUGGGAGAUUUGGGGCCCGAAUCAUGCGAACAGAAAGAACGGAUUGAAAAGUAAUGUAAACUUAUCAUUCUUUUGUAAAUGGUAUGCAGCCGAAUCGGGUAAUUGAGUGUAAGGUAGUUAUAAGUACAAACAUUUUUCGGCUAUUUUCGGCAUUGUCGUCUUAAAAAGACGACAGAAAUACAAAAGCAGACGAUUUAGAUUUUAGAUAUUUGAUAACUAAUCAUAAUUAUUUAACAACAAUAGUACUUGUAUAUGUUUCAGACCAGGUGUGUUUUAUAGUAUUUGUUUUCGACGAUGUGAAUUAAGAAAGGCUUGUUCUUUAUACCAAAAGUAAAUUUAUUUAUACCAAAAGUAAAUUUAUUAUUUUUAUUUAAAGUAGACCAGUUCUUUACUUCGAGGGGGCAUUAAUGUUUACCCAGAUCCAUAGUAACUUUAAAAACUUUAUACCUAUUCCGUUUGUCGCAUCUCAUUUCUGUAAAUAUCGUCUUCAAAUCUUAUAUUCCAUCCUUGUUAGAAUGAUUUUUUGACUGUGCGAUAUCACUCAAAGUGCCAAACGUUUUGUAGUAUAUAAUACACCAUUUGGUUUCCAUGUUAAAUCUUAUUAUUUAUUAAUGUUGUCGUGUUUCCAAUAUUGUCAUCCAAUUCUAUUGUAUGCUUUUUUCGUUAUACAAUUAUCUGAAAACUGUAACUAUACGGUUAUCGCUAAAACAAAUCAAAUCAUGUACUGGAUACUGUUACAAUGACAUUUCUAAGUAUUUUGGAAAUUAUAUCAUAUUCAUUUAUAAAUUAUUAUUUUAAGAAAUUUUCUACACCAUGGGUAACAUCUCUUUCUAUGGUGUAUAAUUAUUUUGUCCCACUGACUCUUUGACAAAAAGUUUCUAAUAAGUAUCAGCAUGAUCAUAAUAGCGAUAUGAUUUCUCGGCAAUGUAUAAUUGUCCAAGAAUGCUCGACGCUAUGUGCAUGACAAAAAUUAGCUAUACUUGGAUUUGUUUUCAAUUUAUGCCAUUAAUGGAGAUUAAUGAAGAUAGCUUGACAAUCACAAAAUAGUACGAAAAUGACGUUGUUUAUCUGUAGAAAAAAACACAAGAGGGUAAUAUAUCAGGACGUUUUAAACAAAUUAGAUUUGCAUCAUACAUAGUGGCCAUCUCGAUUUUAAAGAAUAUGUCAGAAUGUUCAAUUGCAAGUUUCUGAAACAUUAUGCUGAAUAUGUUCAUUAAUUAAUUUAUUCAUUCAUUUAUCAAUUUCCCCAAUAUUAUUUUCUGCUACAAUAAAGUUUCUCAAUUUAGAUGGUCCUCAUGAUAACCAUAUAAAUCAUAAGAUGAGUAAUCAUUUAAAUAUUAUCUGAUUUUAUCCUACUCAUUUUUUAACUAUUUUUGAUUCCUCAACAAACCUUGAUAAUUUUAAUUGUUGACGGCAUUUGCUAAUAUUUUCAACUCAUUUGAGUUUUACAAUUUACCAAAGACAUGAAUAGAUUUUGAAGGGGAAAAUGUGUAUAUGUUCAAUUGAUCAUUAUAUUUCAAAAUGAAAAUAGGUAAUUGAUAUAUAUUUCCCCAAAAACACAAAAAUCUAGUUUUUCAUCAUUGAAAUAUUAAUCAUAUUUGUAUGAUGUUACAAUAUUAUAAGCGAGAAUUCAAAUUUCUCUGCGAUAAAUAGUUAACGAUGGUGUUCACUUUGAUUAAUCUUAACUGUGUUCUCAACGUGGUCGGUACGCACGGGGGCAGACAGGCAGCCCCCCCCCCCCCCCCCGAAAUUUCGAAAACCUGCAUUUUUUUACUCAAAAAAAAAAUCACCAAGAGUGUACACAAAAGCCUUCAAUCUGACUUUAGAAAAUGCAAAGCUUGGCUUCGCUCCCUUGCUUUGGUGUUUUUUCAAUUUUUUACGCGUUUUGCCUGCUCAGGAAGUACAAUUCUGCCUACGGUCAUGAUCCCCAAAAGAUAGUAACUAAAAUCAAUCUCAACAUUCCCGUAGAAUUUGAUCAAUUGCAACUCUUGAAGGAAUUUGUAAUGAUAGUCGUAAUAAAAAACAAUAAAUGCAUGUACUUUUGUAUUUCGUGUCACCCAUUCUCACAAGUGCCAUCAUAUCAUGUUCUAAUAAAAUGUGUUUCUUCUUUUCUGUGGCAUUGUUUCUUUGUCAUAAAAGUAGUUUGAAAUAAAAUGUAAAAAACGAAUUAAACUUAA
Lytechinus pictus (painted urchin) is the source of this 4077-nucleotide messenger RNA. RefSeq names its product forkhead box protein B1-like. Lineage: Eukaryota; Metazoa; Echinodermata; Echinoidea; Temnopleuroida; Toxopneustidae. Bases 588 to 1628 code for a protein of 346 amino acids. The record is from RefSeq and is a predicted model, not a curated record. Gene Ontology annotation, biological process: regulation of transcription by RNA polymerase II; anatomical structure morphogenesis; cell differentiation. The transcript has a single exon. Gene Ontology annotation, molecular function: DNA-binding transcription factor activity, RNA polymerase II-specific; RNA polymerase II cis-regulatory region sequence-specific DNA binding.